UGGCCACUGCAGAUGUAUAUGGAGGACCAGGAUUGAAUACAACUUUACAAGAACAUCCAGAAAGGCAGAGGAAGGUGGAGCUACCAACGAGGAAGGUGGGUAAGGCGCACUGCGCAGAGGGACAAUUUGAUAAGGCCGGUCCACCUAAAAAUCCAGAUCGGAGGACACAAUCGUAAAUUCAUGCCCCAUCUUUAAAUUGCAACAAACUACAAAGUAACGAAAGUGGCGAAGGAAAAAGAGAAAAAAGUGGAGAGAGCCUUCCCCUUCUUCCGUCCUUUGUAUUGAAGCCCCAAAGGCCUCACAAUUUCACAGUCUUCUCCUUCUCUUUCUCCUCCUCCUCCUAUUCUUCACCUUCAUUUCCUUAAACUAACACGCUCUAAUUCCAAUCCAAUCUAAACCAACCCAUUGUCUUCCGUCGGUUGAUACAGUUUUCAGAUCUAAUCAAUUUAAUCGGAGACGAGAUUCUGACCCGAUCGCACCUUACUUUGUUUCAUUGGUACACGCUAAGAGAGAUAGAACGAUGUCGUGUUCUUCUUCGUCAGGUUCUGAAUCCGAGGACGAUGAGGGAAUCGAUUCUUAUAGGAAAGGCGGUUAUCAUGCCGUUAGAGUCGGCGAUCAGUUCGCUGGUGGCCGUUAUAUCGCGCAGAGGAAGCUUGGCUGGGGCCAGUUCUCUACUGUCUGGCUCGCUUAUGAUACUCAAUCCUCUAAUUAUGUUGCACUUAAAAUCCAGAAAAGUGCUGCACAAUUUGCUCAGGCUGCCCUUCACGAAAUUGAAAUCCUCUCAGCUAUAGCUGAUGGCGAUCCAUCUAAUUCCAAAUGUGUUGUGCGACUGAUUGACCACUUCAAGCAUGGAGGACCAAAUGGGCACCAUCACUGCAUGGUCCUUGAAUUUCUUGGUGACAGCUUGCUCCGGCUAAUCAGGCAUACUCGUUACAAAGGUCUACAAUUGAAUAAAGUUAGAGAGAUAUGCAAAUGCAUUUUGAUAGGCCUGGAUUACUUGCAUAGGGAACUUGGUUUGAUCCACACUGACCUAAAACCUGAAAAUAUUCUUCUCUAUUCCACUAUUGAUCCUGCCAAGGAUCCAAUUAGAUCUGGGCUCACACCAAUUCUUCAAAGGCCUGAAGGUAGCCUUAAUGGUGGGGCUACAAUGAAUAUCAUUGAGAAGAAGCUGAAAAGGAGAGCAAAGAGGGCAAUUGCUAAGAUUUCAGAAAGAAGAGCUUCAAUGGGAGGAGCUGGAGCUGUGAAAAAACCAGAGAAAUGCUUGGAUGGAGUUGAUGUGAGGUGCAAGGUUGUUGAUUUUGGAAAUGCGUGUUGGGCUGACAAACAGUUUGCAGAAGAGAUUCAAACGAGGCAGUAUAGAGCUCCUGAAGUCAUUCUGCUGUCGGGAUAUUCCUUCUCUGUUGAUAUGUGGUCAUUUGCUUGCACAGCUUUCGAGCUAGCUACAGGUGACAUGCUGUUUGCUCCUAACGGUGGACAGGGAUAUAGUGAGGAUGAGGAUCACCUUGCUCUAAUGAUGGAACUCCUUGGAAAGAUGCCGCGAAAGAUAGCUGUUGGAGGAGCUCAAUCCAAGAAUUAUUUCGAUAAGUAUGGGGACUUAAAAAGGAUUCGAAGGCUGAAAUUUUGGCCGCUUGAUCGCUUGCUGGUUGAUAAAUACAAAUAUUCUGAGAAUGAAGCUCGGGAGUUUGCAGACUUUCUUUGUCCCCUUCUCGAUUUUACACCAGAGAAGCGGCCCACUGCUCAGCAAUGCCUGCAACAUCCUUGGCUCAAUCUCAGAAGUUCUGGUCAGAUUGAGAUGAAAAGUGAAGGUGAUAUGGAAAAGUUGCAUAUAGGGAUGAGCAACCUUCAACUAAAGGUGGGCAAGUGAAGAAGGGAUCCAGGGUGUUUGCACCAUUUUCAAGUCCCUCCCUCCACCUAUAAGGAUAUUGAUUUUUUUUUUUUGCUUCCUUACAUUUUUAAUAAGAUUUUUUUUUAUUAUUAUUGAUUAACUAAAAUGUAAAUUAGUAAUUGAUUAUUGUGAGGGAAUGACAUGAGGGAGAGAAAUUAACUGCAAUGACUGGAAGUAGUGGCUGAUGCCCUAACCAGAACAAUACACAUUCUUUGCCACAUGUAAUUGAUUUUGACAGUUCAUAUUAGUAGAGAUUGUGUCACAUCAUAAAGUGAA
Messenger RNA from Hevea brasiliensis (rubber tree), 2161 nucleotides. RefSeq lists its product as uncharacterized. The record is from RefSeq and is a predicted model, not a curated record. The coding region runs from base 521 to 1864 and encodes 447 amino acids. The transcript is spliced from 4 exons. NCBI's taxonomy places the organism in Eukaryota, Viridiplantae, Streptophyta, Magnoliopsida, Malpighiales, Euphorbiaceae. Gene Ontology annotation, biological process: spliceosomal complex assembly; protein phosphorylation; regulation of mRNA processing. Gene Ontology annotation, molecular function: protein kinase activity; ATP binding.